Esox lucius (northern pike) is the source of this 2515-nucleotide messenger RNA. RefSeq lists its product as uncharacterized. Bases 473 to 2356 code for a protein of 627 amino acids. Gene Ontology annotation, cellular component: nucleus. The transcript is spliced from 4 exons. Lineage: Eukaryota; Metazoa; Chordata; Actinopteri; Esociformes; Esocidae. The record is from RefSeq and is a predicted model, not a curated record. Gene Ontology annotation, molecular function: DNA binding.
UACUUCCGUACCCCACAGCCUCGUUUUGGUUUAAAGGAAGUGACGUGGGUGAAUAAGGCGAAUUGUCAUCUAAAGAAUACGACCAACAUUUCCCAGCAUCAAAUAUAGACAAAACCAAACAUAUCUGUAGUGUAUUUGUUACUCAACACGACAUCAUUACCGCUUUCAAACUUCGUAUCGCCAAACACAGAAACAACCUCUUCUAACGUAAAAAGUUGAGGCCGCUUUGCUGCUUGCGUUUCGAGUAAAUCAAUUGUUUGAGGAGAUUAACCUGUCUAUGUACAUUUCAUCUGCUAAUAUAUUUUUUUCUAAUUUACCAAGGUGCACUGUGUACCUAGGCAGACCUUGGCGGACAGGCUGAGCGGCCGGGUGACCCAUGGCAGUCGCAGUGGACCCCCGACAGUAAAAUUCUUUAGUACGGUACUGUCGCUACUGUGCCAGCCAUGGGUUCCCUUUUACCAGACAAAGGCUGAUGUCUUAUGCCGAUAAAAUACACAGAUUUCGGCACCCAGGGGAGACACUCCCAUCACUGGGGAAGAAGUGGUGGGAAAUGUUCAGGAGGAGGCACUGGAACUUAAGCAUGAGGAGGCCAGACAGCCUGGAAAAAGGGCAAGCUGAGUCUGCCAAACGUUGGACGAUGGAUAGCUUCUUUAUAACAUAUGAGAAGAUUCUGGAGGAGAGCGGGUUGAGGGAGAAACCCAGACAAAUCUACAACUGUGGUGAGUCUAGGUUUCGUAGCGACCAGAGCAAGCACCUGGUUCCCCGGGGCACAAAACAUGUGUACCAGCAGGCCCCAGGGACCAGGGAACACAUAACUGUACUGGCCUGUCUGAAUGCAGCUGGGGAGGAUGUCCCCCCAUUCAUCAUCUACCCCAAGUGUUUCCCUGGUGGGCACUACACACAGGGAGGCCCCCCACAAGCUUUGUAUGGAGAGUCAUCAACUGGAUACAUCGAUGGGGGCCUGUUCAGGAAGUGGUUUCAGCACUUUUUACAUCAUGCAGUAAAGGAGCGCCCUCUCCUUCUAGUCUUCGAUGGACACAAGAGCCACAUGGACCUGGAGGUGCUCGCGGCGGCACAAAGGGAAGGAGUCAUACUUCUUUGCCUUCCACCACACAGCACCGAUGUCCUGCAGCCACUGGACGUGGCAUGCUUUGGCCCUUUGAAAGCUGAGUUCUCCAAGGUAGCUGGGGACCUCAGCCAAUUCGAUAAUUCUUACAUUGUAAACAAAUUUGAAUUUGCCAGAGUAUUCCGCUACCCGUACCAGCGGUGCAAGGACAUGCGCUUUGCAGUGGAAGGUUUUAAGAAGUGUGGCCUAUUCCCUUUUUUGAUGACGUCUAAGUCACUGCUGGGUCCCAGCAGCACCUCCUCUCCGGCAACCACAGGGGGACCCUCCGCCCCAGGUCCAACAUCCCUCCCUACCUCCCUUGCUGCCCCAGCCUCUUCCCUAAAUGUAGAUGAGCACACCCUAUUAGAGGGGGGGCUGAUAGCAAAGGACCUGGGGUACAUUCUCACCACCUUGAGGUAUCAGCCAUACCGAUACCGGAGAUCCCCUGUGGUUGCCACAUGCCUCACCAGGGAGGACUACACACGCCAGUGGCAGGAGAGGUGUGUGAAUGAGAGGGCUGAAGCAGAGGAGACAGAGCGCUGUGCAGCCCUCAGAAGACCGAAGGCACAGGAGAGGGCUGCCAUGGAAGAGACCAUCAAUACCAUCGCUUAUGCUGGACCCUUUGCUGCUGCUGACACCACUCCUGACAGCGGCAUCGCCAGAACCUCUCAGUGUCUAACACCUGUAGGACCUCCCAGGGCCCCCAGCUGCAGAAAUAGGCUAAGUGCCUGCUCUCCCGGCCAUUUCAUCGUCCCCCCCUCAUCCCCACCACUACCAACACCUGCUCCUCCAGCCCAUCGUCGACGGUUUCUUCCACCAUCAAGACGCACACCAACCCCCCUGUCCAUUUCCACCAAAAUGGCUUCCUCUGCACCAUCUUCCUUCUCGGUCUCCCCUGGUCAUACAGCCUCGUCUAGUGUCCCUGCCCCCAGUAAAAAAACAACCUCCAGAAGUAAACAAGCUCAACUAGGCAGGCCACAGAACUCCUCCAAAGCUCCACCAGCCAUCUCAGUCACACCACCCAUGGCACCACCCUCAGAUGAUGGUAUGGCCUUCUGCUGCCAUUGCGGGAAGCAAAAUCCACCUGCAAGCUCCCCACACAAGCAACUGCUCAAGGUGACAUGGGUGUGCUGUGACGUCUGUGGAAAGUUGUUCCAUUGUCAGUGUGUACAGCAGGACCCAGAGGUGGCUCUAGAGCUGGGUUUUCUUUGUUCUUUUUGUGACAUUAUUGUGCUGAAUGUUGAGAUUUAGUUGUUUUUGUUUGUAUUUAUUUGAUAAAAUAUAUAUUAUUAAACCUAUGACUUGCAUAUUUCUUCACUAACCUUUUAUUUCUCCAACUUUCCAAAGUGCAUCACUGCAAUACCUUUAGUGUUGUCUAUGCUAAUCUGCAUCACUAAACAUUAUUUUAUG